GCCCACGCAGUAAGUCGAAAGCAAACUUUUUUUUUCUAAAAGUUGAAAAAAAAAGUAAAUUCUAUUAUGUAAAAUAAAAAAUCAUAUUUUCAAAUAAUUUUUUUAUGUUAGAACGUACAAAUUUGUAAAAAAUAAAAAUUAAAAAAAAAUAGUAAUAUUUUGAACAAUGUAGUGUUUCGCCGUGCGAGACGUGGCAACACUGCAGUCACUGCAGAACAGCUGAUGCACACUGCGCAUGCUAUUUUCGUGCUAGUUUGUAAUCAAUGUGAUAAAUAUUCGAUAUAUUAAUGGCUAAGUGUAAAUAUCUUUACAAUUAUAAUGGAAAAUCAACGUCGAUACAAAGGUAAAUUUAUAAAGGAGAAAGUUCUAAAGCAGAAAUUAAAAAGGAUUGAAUUUAUGAAAAGAAAACAAGAUGAAUGGCGAAACAUAACCUCUGAAGAAAAGAAAUAUCCUUGUGAAGGAACUCGACUCGUUGAUUUGAAAUUGUUGGGCAAAAGUUUGAAAUGCCGCAGUUGCGAAAAAAUUUUAUCAUUAGAAAAUGUUAUGGAAGAAAAAAGAAAAGGACUGCACUCUACUUUGCGCGUUAUGUGUGAUUCUUGUUCUGUGCUGACAGAAGUAGCAACUGGAGGACAACACAAUGUUAUGGAUGAAGCGAAAGAUUUUGUCAAAGCAAAAAUCCAUAAUGAUGUAAAUACAAAUGCUGUCUUAGGUGCUUUUCAUGCUGGUGUAGGAUAUAACCAACUGAACAAAAUUUUGACGUGCUUAAAUGUUCCAAAAAUACCAAAAAAAAUGUAUAGGCAAUACGAACAAGAAGUUGGUCCAGCAAUCGAGGCAGCAGCGCGAGAUUCGUGCGAAAAAUUUGCUAGUGAAGAAAGAAAAUUAGUAUUAGAAAAACUGGAAGAACUACGUGACGCAUUGUAAGAUUUCAGUUUUAGUUUAUUUGAAAGAUUUUGUAGAAGCAAAUUUUUUUUUAUUUGAUUUGAUUAUUAAUUUUAAAGAAUUAAUUGCAGUAUAACGCGAUGUAUUUAAGCGUUUACUUAAUUAAUUUAAAAAUCAUUGAUUUUUUUGAUAAUAUUUCGUAAAGUUUUCUGACACUUUCUUUUGCUGAUGAAUUAUAUUUUCUACUUUAAUUUUUGAUUUUACAAUUUUUAUAUUUAACUUUUUAUAAAUUGAAUUAUUGUUCGACAAAUAUGUUAUACACAUUCUACACAAUCAUUUUACAGUUUUACGGACA
Molecule: messenger RNA, 1234 nt
Organism: Leptopilina boulardi
Lineage: Eukaryota; Metazoa; Arthropoda; Insecta; Hymenoptera; Figitidae
Exons: 2
Coding region: 319-921 (200 amino acids)
Source: RefSeq, a predicted model, not a curated record